Halichondria panicea is the source of this 1062-nucleotide messenger RNA. Its product is annotated as syntaxin-6-like. NCBI's taxonomy places the organism in Eukaryota, Metazoa, Porifera, Demospongiae, Suberitida, Halichondriidae. Gene Ontology annotation, cellular component: SNARE complex; membrane; endomembrane system. The record is from RefSeq and is a predicted model, not a curated record. The transcript is spliced from 7 exons. Gene Ontology annotation, molecular function: SNARE binding; SNAP receptor activity. Gene Ontology annotation, biological process: intracellular protein transport; vesicle fusion; Golgi vesicle transport. The coding region runs from base 199 to 951 and encodes 250 amino acids.
UGUGUCCCCAUAUUUGGCAAAGCCGCAACUGUUGAACGGGAAACCACUUUGGUGUGUAUUUAUAGCCUGAGAGAUGCUGCGGUAGUAGUCGAUUAUUAACAGUAUAUAUAGUAUAGGCUCUCAGCUUUAGAAGUAACUAGCUAUCUAUCAAGGUCAAGUAUCAACUCUCAAGUUUAAUAUUUAAAGUCAAGAUUUAAUAUGUCUUUAGAAGAUCCCUUCUUUGUUGUCAGAGACGAGGUUCGUCAGUCUAUGAACAAUGCACAGAGUCAGUACUCACAAUGGUCGAUGCUGUUAGACAGUGAAGCUGACAUUGACAAGGUUCAAGGAGUGGCUACAGAACUCAAGAACUGUAUCAAGAGUAUAGAAUGGGAUCUGGAGGACCUGGAACAGACUAUCAAAAUCGCUGAGGCUAACCCACACAAAUUUAGACUGGAUUAUGGCGAAUUGGAAACAAGAAAACAGUUUAUCAGAGACACCAGAUCAGUAAUGAAGAGAAUGAAAGACCACCUGAGCAGUGACCAGGUCAAGGCCAAGUUAGAGCAGCUCAAGCGGAAAUCACUGUUACACACUGCUCGAGAGAAGAAGCCACGAGGACGAUAUGCACGUCUGGAGGAGGAAAUGGAGAGAUCUAAUCAGGACUUUAUAGAGGGUCAACGCAAUCAGCAGCAGAUGGUGAUAGCACGACAAGACGAUCGGUUGGAUCAGGUGGGAGCAUCUGUGUCCACGCUGAAGAGGAUUGGGGAGACCAUUGGAGACGAACUAGACGACCAGCAAGUAAUGUUGGAGGAUUUUGACAGAGAAAUAGAGCACACAGACUCUCGCAUGAGGUCACUCACAUCACGGGUCAAUAAAGCUAUCAAGCAAAGUGGAAGCAAGUGUCAACUCUGCACAAUCGUUAUACUCGUUGUCGUACUUCUCAUAGUUAUUGCGUUUUUCUUCAUUCCGUUUUAAUGCAACAGAAACACUUUCAUUGUCUGUUUUAGUAUUGAGUGUUUGUUCAUGUCAUCCAAUAUGUAUUAUGUGUACAUGCAUACAGUACAGCUUAUAAUUAUCAAUAUUGAA